Messenger RNA from Microsporum canis CBS 113480, 615 nucleotides. RefSeq lists its product as hypothetical. Lineage: Eukaryota; Fungi; Ascomycota; Eurotiomycetes; Onygenales; Arthrodermataceae. Bases 1 to 615 code for a protein of 204 amino acids. The record is from RefSeq and is a predicted model, not a curated record. The transcript is spliced from 4 exons.
AUGGCUGCCUCAUUUCAUCUCAUCACUGGAGAGACAAAAAGUCAUGUAAAAAACACCCUUGCAAGCCAUAAAUAUCUUCACACGGCGCUGAUUUCGAAGAUGAGAUUCUUAUUUACGUGUUCUGGCGAAAAUAACGCGCCUUUAAUAUCUCCAUACCUAACUUUUUUUGUCUUUGCUGUGUUUGGGGUCACGAAUUACCCCUAUCUCACACGCGACUUACGCCUCCAAGUCCUCACUCUCCACGAACAUGGCUUCAGUUAUACACAAAUUGCAAAGGCCAAAGGUCUUACCUAUCGCCAGGUCUACUAUACGUGCAAACAAGGUGUUCCUUCUCCUCGCAAGCGCACUGGGAGGCCUCCAACUCUCUCCGAAGAGCAGGUCAAAAUCCUCGUCAAUUACGUCUGCGCCAGCCUAAAGAACAGGCAGUUAUCCUUUGAUGAACUGGCAGAGAAACUCCCCUUUGGUGUAGGGGCUUAUACUAUUCGCUCUGCUCUUCGAAAAGCUGGUUUUCAACAAGAUCACUCACCCUGGGAGAAAGAGGAUUGGCAAUGGAGGAUAAAUGAUGGAAUUGGGUGUGUCUAUAUGUAUGUCAACCUAUAUGGAUGUCAAGGAUAA